UUUCUGUUUUGGUUUUGUGUGAAUUGGUGAUUCCAAGAGGCUCAGAAAAAGGGCAACUGCGCUAUUCGUAAAUCGAUAACUGUAGAAAGCAUCGAUUCUAUCUGUCUUAUUGUUGCUGUGAUAUUUUCUAGUUGUUACUGAAACCAUAUUGGUCAUUGGCCACCCUUUUGAAUUCUGGUUGAGGGAUUGAAGUGAAAUUAUAGGUAGAGGAGAGGAUGGCUUGUAGGGGUUGCUGGGAGUGCCUUUUGAAGCUUUUGAACUUCUUAAUGACCCUUGCUGGUCUUGCCAUGGUGGGCUACGGGAUUUAUCUGCUGGUUGCAUACAGUAAAGUUUCGGAUAGUACUUUGACUGUUUCUACUGUCGGUGAUGAUCAAACUCUAGUUCAACUUGGCCGACCAAUGCUGAUGGCUGCGUCUCUGUCUGACAAUAUUUUUGAUGAUUUGCCUAAGGCUUGGUUUAUUUACUUAUUCAUUGGCAUUGGGGUAAUUCUCUUUGUCAUUUCUUGUUUUGGUUGUAUUGGAGCUGUGACAAGGAAUGGGUGCUGCUUGAGCUUUUAUUCAGUUUUGGUGGUAUUGUUGAUCUUGGUUGAGCUGGGAUGUGCAGCCUUUAUAUUUUUUGAUAAAAGCUGGAAAGAAGAAAUUCCAACGGACAAAACUGGAGAUUUUGAUAUGAUAUAUCAAUUUCUGAGAGGGAACUGGAAUAUUGUGAAAUGGGUCGCUCUUGGAAUUGUGAUCUUUGAGGCUCUUCUUUUCGUGUUAGCCCUUAUUGUUAGGGCUGCAAAUAGGCCAGCAGAUUAUGAUAGUGAUGAAGAGUUCGUUCCAAGGCAGCAAGUCCGUCAGCCUUUGCUCAACAGACCAGCAGGUCCUGCAACUGGUGUACCAGUUGCUGGCACAAUUGAUCAGCGUCCAGGCAGAACUGAUGCAUGGAGUGCACGGAUGAGGGAGAAGUAUGGGCUGGAUACUUCGGAAUUUACAUACAACCCAUCCGAGUCAAACAGGUUCCAGCAAGUAAACUCACAGCCAACUGAAGAAAGGAGCCGUUGCACUAUCAUGUGAUCACUAUUGCUACAAAACCACAGCAAGUUGAAUUUCAAGUAUUGUUUUAGUGGUUAAUGACGUUGAGGCUAGAAGUUUGUCAGAAAAAUCUUUUUCUUUCGCCAAGUUUGUGUAUCACUUGCACUGGAUGUCCAUCACUUUUUUCCCAUGACAUGGCAACAUCAUCUUUAUUUUGUUGUGUAACAUUCUGCUGAGUGAGACAUCAGAAUUUAUUGUGUUGUUGCUCAUGUUCACAGUUUAGGGGGUAAAUGAAGUCAUUAAUUGUCAUUCGUGAUGAUGUCAAUAUUCUUGGCUCCAAACAUGUUUUUUUUGUUUUGUUUUGUUUUGUUUUGAAAACAAACAUGUGCUUUCUAUCACCCUUAUUUUGAAGUCAUCGCUAAUUGGUUAUGUCGUGUGUA
Messenger RNA from Gastrolobium bilobum, 1453 nucleotides. Its product is annotated as tobamovirus multiplication protein 2A-like. The transcript has 7 exons. The record is from RefSeq and is a predicted model, not a curated record. NCBI's taxonomy places the organism in Eukaryota, Viridiplantae, Streptophyta, Magnoliopsida, Fabales, Fabaceae. Bases 216 to 1055 code for a protein of 279 amino acids. Gene Ontology annotation, cellular component: membrane.